Aspergillus affinis is the source of this 1044-nucleotide messenger RNA. RefSeq lists its product as uncharacterized. The transcript has 2 exons. Lineage: Eukaryota; Fungi; Ascomycota; Eurotiomycetes; Eurotiales; Aspergillaceae. The record is from RefSeq and is a predicted model, not a curated record. Bases 1 to 1044 code for a protein of 347 amino acids.
AUGCCUAUGCCCGUGCCAAUCCAUUUGGCUUCAAGCACACAACAAAACCUCCAACCUCAUCUCCUAUCCAACAUGGGACAUGAAACCAUCACAGCCAUGACACCCGACGACCAAGCCCGAGAACAAGAACUAAACAUCUCCCUCUUCGAAUCCCUCACCUGCCAAUCCUGCGCCAUGAAGAUACCCCGAACAACCUACCACCGCCAUCUCGAAUCCCAGAUCUACGUGGCGACACGGGAUCCCCCGUUCCGAUUAUCCCGCGCAGAGCUGAACGGAUUACGUGCGUUUGGACUGUCGCCGUCGAACACGACACCACCCGGCGCAGAGGAUACGCAUGAGAUCGACACCGAGAAUCAGAUCUCACCACACACUCUAGCACCAGAAGAUAUCUGCGACGACGAUGAUGACGACGACGAUACCACACCAAUAGCACCGCAUGCGACACCGUCCCCGCGUCGCAGACCAGGAUAUCGGGCGCUAAUGACGGCGGCGCAGCGCGCGGCAUACGAAGACCAAGUAAAGCGAUACGUGGACGAGCUACCAGGGAGAGAUGUCGCGAUGGCGCGAUAUCACGUCGACUAUCAUGUUCAUUUGCAUUGGUUGAGUCGGCGGGGCGCGUUGACGCUGUGUCGUGAUGUGAAGGAGAUGCAUGAGUUGAGGAAGUGGAGGUGGAAGAUGGCGCAGAUGGAUGUGCAGGCUGCCUCCUCGCAAGGGGAGGAGGGGAGUGCAUGUUCUGGGGACGACGGGGACGAGGAUGGAGGGGAUAGAAAGAGGAAGCGGAAUGGUGUCACGGUGAGACGGUGGGGGUGGCCUGGGGAUAGCAAUCUGUUCAUGAUGUAUCAGACGGCAUUGUGGCGACAGAAGUGGUGGGUGAGACAGAAACAUCUCGAUGAGGUGCGCGUCAAGUGGGCGGCCAUUAUGGCGGAGCGACACAGGCAGCGGAAAUGCGUCAAGGUGAAGCUAUUCUGGGGGAAUGGCUACAAGAAUUUGCUGCGGGAGAUAGAGCUGGAAGAGCCAUGGCUUGGGGAACACAUCGUCAGAUAG